AUGUCUAGUCCAGCGGAGUUCCAGGACGCUUCGGAGGAUCAACAGGAGGAUGGCUUGUUUAGUGGGAUGCGGUUCUAUUUGAACUGUGGAGCUGAUUCUGGAGCGGAAAGUAGACAAUUGGGGGAUUUGAUUGAGUCUCGUGGCGGAGAAGUGGUGGAUAAACUACCAGAGGAUGUUAAAGAAGGCGAGAAGUUGUAUGUGGUUGCUUUGUAUAAUGAUACGCGAUUGCCUACUGUUACACCGGCGUACAUAAAGGCGUGCUGUGAGAAUGGCACGUUGCUUAAGAUCGAAAACUACUUGAUUCCCUUCGAUGAGUUUAGGUCAGUGAUUGAUACUGAGUUGCAGAAUGAGCAGCAGCAGGAUGGGGGAGGGCCACAGAAAGUUGAGGAGAAGCAGCCUGAGGAAACACCUAAACCUGAACCUGAACAAGACAAAGCGGUUGAACAGCCAGCAGAACAACCUGUUGAGCAGCCUUUGGUGGAAAUGGUCCAACAGGGUUCCCCGAAAGUACAAGAGACCGAGGAGAGUAGUGAUGGAUCGAGUGAUCAAAACUAUCCUUCUAUGCGGUCUGUUUUGAGGGCCAAUCUGCCCGCGCAUAACAAAGCUUCCUUUACAGAGGCCGAGGAUGAGUUUAUCCUUGACGUGGUGAGGAAAAAUCCAACUAGAAGGACUACACAUACGCUAUAUGACGAGAUUUCUCACUACGUACCGAAUCACACUGGUAACUCUAUAAGGCAUCGGUUUCGAGUAUAUUUAUCCAAGAGACUCGAAUUUGUUUACGCAACAGACAAGAAUGGUAAACUGGAACGUGAUGAACACGGUAAUUUGAUCAAGACAAAGAACUUACCGCCAUCGAUAAAGAAGAAAUUUACAGCAGAUGAGGAUUAUCUUUUGGCCAUAGGUAUUAAAAAGCAGUUUUACAGGGACUUGUAUCAGGUGGAUCCUGAUACUGGUAAAUCGCUCAUUACAGAUGAGGACAGUCCUACGGCGGUCGCUAAGAGGAAUAUGACUAUGGAUCCAAACCAUGUUCCUGGUACAGAACCCAGUUUCCAGGAUUACCGUGUAGGUGAUCGUAGAGGACCCAUUGCUAGAGAGUUCUUCAAAAGUUUUGGAGAAAACAACCCAACACACACGGAGAAUGCUUGGAGAGAUAGGUUCAGGAAAUUUUUGCUUUCUUACGGUAUCGAUAAUUACGUUGGGUAUUACGAAACUGCAAAGGAACAGGGCCAAGAACCAGAACCAAUGAAGAAUUUGACAAAUAGGGUGAAGAGACCUGGGAUUCCAACGCCUGGUAAUUACAACUCUGCGACGAAAAGAGCUAGAAGUAUUGGGCCCGAGAAAGCUUCUCCAAAUGGUUCAGUCGCUCCGUCGUCAGCUGCUGCUGCCAUUGCUGCCACAGCAGGAAAUGGUGGUAACAAUUUGGAGAAUGGAGCUGCUAACUAUGCCUUAGCCGAGAACGAGUUACUCGACGAAGAUACCAUGAAUUUUAUCUCUAGCUUGAAGAAUGAUUUAUCCAAGAUUGAAAGUAGCAUUCCAUUUGAGUAUCCACAAGAAAUUGCAGAAGCAAUUAGAAAUGAUUUUUCAAACGAAGAGGCGAUCUACGAUAAUGUAGAUCCCGACACUUUACCAUUUCCUCCCGCAAUCGCAAGCACAGAUCUCUUUUUACCGGCAUUUUUCCGCAUGUCGAGCACUAGAGAAUUUCUUGAAAAAUUGCAAGAAGUCAUCUCUAGAGACUAUGAACCUUCGCAAGCGGAAAAACUGGUCCAGGACUUGUGCAAUGAGACAGGUGUUCGCAAAACGUUUAGCACAAGUAUCUUAACGGCGUUAUCAGGUGAUCUAAUGGUAUUCCCCAGAUAUUUCUUGAAUAUGUUCAAGAACAAUGCUAAUCCACCAAUGGAUGUCCCAGGUAUCUGGACCAGGGAAGAUGACCGGAUGUUGAGAUCGAACAAAGAGGAAGAUAUACGAGCUUUAAUUAAGAAGCAUGGGUCAGGUAGAAUGGAAAUGAGAAAGAAGUUUGUGGAAAAGGAUUUGAUUUAA
This is a messenger RNA of Torulaspora delbrueckii, 2037 nucleotides long. RefSeq names its product DNA-binding transcription factor RAP1 (gene RAP1). Gene Ontology annotation, molecular function: telomeric repeat DNA binding. The transcript has a single exon. Gene Ontology annotation, biological process: regulation of DNA-templated transcription; telomere maintenance via telomere lengthening. Lineage: Eukaryota; Fungi; Ascomycota; Saccharomycetes; Saccharomycetales; Saccharomycetaceae. The record is from RefSeq and is a predicted model, not a curated record. The coding region runs from base 1 to 2037 and encodes 678 amino acids. Gene Ontology annotation, cellular component: shelterin complex.